Centruroides sculpturatus (bark scorpion) is the source of this 2777-nucleotide messenger RNA. Its product is annotated as ATP-dependent RNA helicase DDX42-like. The record is from RefSeq and is a predicted model, not a curated record. The transcript is spliced from 18 exons. Lineage: Eukaryota; Metazoa; Arthropoda; Arachnida; Scorpiones; Buthidae. Bases 59 to 2326 code for a protein of 755 amino acids. Gene Ontology annotation, molecular function: RNA binding; ATP binding; RNA helicase activity.
UUUUAUAUAAUGAUUUUUCAGAUUUUUCUAAGCUGUGGAUAAGGUUAUUCAAUUCAACAUGUUCCACAAAGGUGGAGAUGGUCGACCUCGAGGAUUUGGUUUUGAAGGUUUCUCUCUACCUGGAAAGAAACAAGAUCAACCAUUAGGACAAAGUGCUUUACAUUGUGUACCACCACCACCAAUGCUAAACAAGCAUGGUUAUACAGGAUUACAAGCAAUAACUCAGAAUGCACUGGAUGCAACGUAUGGUCUUCCUCGCAAACGACCCAAAACUGAGGAAGAGUAUUUUGAACAAGAUGAUGAAGAUGAAGGAAAUCCUGGUAAUUUAGAAUAUAUUCCAGCUCCUGGAAGUCCUUCUCUUGAAACUGCUCAGAAACAACCAGCUCGUGAAUCUGAUAGUGAAGAAGAUCCCUUAGAUGCAUUUAUGGCAGGAUUAGAGAAAGAAAUAGAAACUGAUAAAAACAAGAAAAGUAAAGAUACAAAAGGUAUUAGAGAUGAUAUUGAAAAUGAAGAUGAUGAAGAAUCUUAUUAUCGUUAUAUGGAAGAAAAUCCUAAUGCUGGAGUAGAGAAAGAAGAAAGUGAUAUUGAAUUAGAAUAUGAUGAAGAUGGAAAUCCCAUUGCACCUCCUAAAUCAAAGUAUAUAGAUCCUCUCCCUCCAGUUGAUCAUUCCACGAUUGAAUAUGCAAAUUUUGAAAAAAACUUUUAUGAAGAACAUGAAGAUAUAGCUCGUCUUAAACCAUAUGAAGUAGAAGAAUUGAGGAAGAAAAUUGGAAUUAGAGUUUCUGGAGCUGCUCCUCCAAAACUAGUUACUAGUUUUGGACAUUUUGGAUUUGAUGAAAAACUUAUUAAAGCAAUAAGAAAAUCUGAAUUCACUCAACCAACUCCAAUACAAGCACAGGGUGUUCCAAUAGCAUUAAGUGGAAGAGAUAUGAUUGGAAUUGCAAAAACUGGCUCAGGAAAGACAGCAGCUUUUAUUUGGCCUAUGAUAGUUCACAUAAUGGAUCAGAAAGAACUUGAGCCUGGUGAAGGUCCAAUUGGUUUAAUUUUAGCACCAACAAGAGAAUUGGCACAACAGAUCUAUAUAGAAGCUAAGAAAUUUGGAAAAGUGUAUGGAAUUCAUGUUAUAUGUUGUUAUGGUGGUGGAAAUAAAUGGGAGCAAUCUAAAGCACUACAAGAAGGAGGAGAAAUUGUUGUAGCCACACCAGGUCGAAUGAUUGAUUUGGUCAAAGCCAAAGCGACAAAUUUAGAACGUGUUACUUUUCUAGUUUUAGAUGAAGCUGACAGAAUGUUUGACAUGGGUUUUGAACCGCAAGUUAGGUCUAUAUGUGACCAUGUUAGACCAGAUAGACAAACAUUAAUGUUCAGUGCAACAUUUAAAAAAAAAAUAGAAAGAUUGGCAAGAGAUGUGUUAGUAGAUCCAAUACGUGUAAUUCAAGGAGAACUUGGUGAAGCUAAUGAGGAUAUCACUCAGAAUGUCCUUGUGUUACCUGCAGGACCAUCAAAAUGGACAUGGCUGACAAGUAAACUUGUAGAAUUUACUUCAGCUGGCAGUGUUUUAAUAUUUGUUACAAAGAAAGCAAACUCAGAAGAAUUGACAACUAAUCUCAAGAAUAAAGAAUUUAAUGUAAUGUUAUUGCAUGGUGACAUGGAUCAGGCAGAGAGAAAUAAAGUGAUAACUGCAUUUAAAAGAAAAGAAGUUCCUAUUCUUGUUGCCACUGAUGUUGCAGCUCGUGGUCUGGAUAUUAUUCAUAUAAAGACAGUAAUUAACUAUGAUGUUGCAAGAGAUAUUGACACACACACUCAUAGGAUUGGUAGAACUGGACGUGCAGGGGAGAAAGGCAUCGCUUACACAUUGGUUACUGACAAGGACAAGGAAUUUGCUGGUCAUCUUGUGAGAAAUCUGGAAGGUGCUAAUCAAGUAGUUCCUCAAGCAUUGAUGGAUUUAGCUAUGCAAAGUUCUUGGUUUAGAAAAUCUCGUUUCAAACAAGGAAAAGGAAAGAAAAUAAAUGUUGGUGGUAGAGGAUUGGGAUACAGAGAGAGACCUGGUUUAGGGUGUGAUGAAAUGACUAUGGUGACCAAUAACAGCAAUGCUGACAAAGCAAUAUUUGGAGCAGCUUCCAUAUCUAGACCAACAGGACCCCAGAGUGACAGACUAUCUGCUAUGAAAGCAGCAUUCCAGGCUCAAUAUCGAUCACAGUUUACUGCAGCCACAGACACUGCCUGGACUAAAGGACAAAAACCCAAAGAAACCAUUCCUCCCAAGACUUUGUCCGGGUCAACCGGAGGAAGUUCAGGGAAACGGAAAAAGAGUCGCUGGGACAGUUAAACAUCCCAGAAAGCCAUCAAGCUUGUUGUACAGAUUUCUUAAUAGUAAAUAGAAUAUCUCGGCCCGCGUCGUGCAUAAAAAAAGCAUCCGACAGUGGCUCGGUAGCAUUUUUACCAUCGCGAUUUGCUCGAUUCUAAUUGUUUAUACAAUUUUUUAUGAGUUGGACAAAAUCAAACACAGUAUACAGAUUGUUUUUUGUUCCUUUUGCCUUUUUUUUUUAUUUAAGGAAAGAAAAUGCACACUUUGCUGUUUUGAUCCUGUAUAUCUUAUUACAGUGAAUGAUAGGUUGUUUUUAAUCAUACAGAUAAAAAGAUAUAUCGAAUGUCAAAACUUAAAUGCAAAAUAAAAUGAUUGUCAUCAUCUGUCUAAUGCUUUACAAAGACAAAAUGAAUUUCACUGUAUUUAUUUUUAUAGAGGAGUUUUUUUAUUGAUAAUUAUCAUUUGCAAUAAA